CACAACGUCAUUGGAUUGUGUUUUGACGACAGGUAAACAGACAGAUGGUAUGGCUACAUAAACACCGAGUUCAUCUAAUAAGAUAUCAGGUUUAAAAUCAAAAGGUUACCAGUAUGGCGAACUGUACAGCGUGUACAGAGUACCUCUGCUCAGACAAAGGGUUGUUAAUGCCCUUUGUAAACGAGUAUACAUGGCCAAAGGAGGCAAGGGCGACAAUCUACUUUUUGGGUUUGUUGUGGAGCUUCAUGGGCGUAUCAAUUAUUGCAGACAUUUUCAUGCAAGGGAUCGAGGCAAUAACUAGCAAAACACAAGCAGUUAAAGUCCCCGACCCGGAUUCGGAAACUGGCUAUACCGUAGUUGACAUUAAAGUGUGGAACGGUACUGUUGCGAAUUUGUCCCUCAUGGCACUGGGGUCAAGUGCACCUGAAAUUUUAUUGUCAAUUAUAGAAGUUGUGUUUAAUGAUUUUAAAGCUGGUAAGCUAGGACCAGGAACAAUUGUUGGUUCAGCAGCUUUUAAUUUAAUGUGCAUCACUGGCGUAUGCGUUUUGUCAAUUUCAGGAGGAGAAACAAAAAGAAUUAAAAAGUUCAAAGUUUUCCUAGUGACAGCCGUAUUCUCGUUAGUUGCCUAUUUAUGGCUUUUGGUCAUUUUAGUUGCAAUAACUCCCGAUUAUAUUGAUGUAUGGGAGGCAAUUGUAACGUUUUUGUUUUUUCCGUUGCUGGUAUUGGUUGCAUAUAUGGUUGAUAAAGACUUCUUUGGGAAAGGCAGUGUGCAGGAUUCUGGUCUUGAAAUGGCACUGGAUGGCGAUAACCACGUAAAAGGAGAAGAACAAAAUUUAUUGGAGAAACAGAAAGCUGACAGGCAAAUUAUACAGGAAGUGCUUAGAAGAUUGCAUAACAAGAAAGAUGUGAAAGACAAAGAUAUCGCUGUGCUUACAGCAAGACUGAUGGAAGAAAACAAAGAACAUAGCAGAGGAUGGUACCGAAUCAACGCCAUUAGAUCUCUAACCGGGGGAAGUAAACUUACUCCACAAAUGAACGAUAGGACAGAAGAGCUUCUCAGAACCUUGGUAGCUUGUGAUGAGAUGGGUUCCCAAGUUUCUUUGACAGAACUUAGUCAAGGUGGAGAAAAGGCUAUCAUAGAAUUUACUGCUCCUUCAACCUCUAUACUUGAAUGUGACAAACGAGUAAAGAUUGGUAUUGCUCGACAUGGCAAUACUAACAGAAGAGUUAGAUACAGGGUUGAAACUUUCGAUGGAACAGCCGUUGCCACAGAAGAUUACAUAGAGUUCAAACAGUCUUUGGUUUUUGAACCAGGAGAAACUAUGAAUUAUAUUGAAAUCGACAUAGUGGAUGAUGAUAUUUGGGAAGAAGAUGAAGUUUUCUUUGCCAAAAUUUCAAUAGAUCCAUCUGAACCAGGGGUUGUUGGGAGAAGGGCCAUAACUCAGAUAAUAGUUUUAAAUGAUGAUAUUAGGGACACUGUAAGAUUCCCGAAGCCAGCCUUUGUAUUCAAAGAGAGUGUUGGUACAGCUUUAAUCCCAGUAGAACGAGAAGGAGGUUGCAAGGGCAAAGUCACCGUAAAAUAUGACACCAAAGAUUUAGUAGCUGUCAAGGGUCGUGAUUACAGCAUUGAUGAAAAGCAGGAAAUUGUGUUUGAAAAGGGAGAAGUUUCCAAAAUGAUUGAGAUCUGUAUCAAUGAUGACAUGGAAUUUGAAAAGGAUGAAAAUUUUGAAGUCAGAUUGACUGGAGUAGAAGGCAAUUGUGAAAUGGACAAACGAAAAACGAGAUGUGUCGUUACUAUCGUGAAUGAUGACGAAUUUAAAGGAUUCGUCGCCAGAGUAACUGAUCUAACAAAUGCUAACUUGGACUCACUACGAAUGUCAUAUACAUCGUGGAGCAAACAAUUCCAGGAUGCAAUGAAUGUGAAUGGUGGAGACAUUGAAAAUGCAACCUUUCUUGAUUAUAUUUUGCAUUUUUUUACAUUUGGUUGGAAGGUUAUCUUCUCGUUAGUUCCACCAGCAAGUAUAUUAGGAGGAUGGUUAUGCUUUAUUUGCGCUUUAAUAGCUAUUGGAAUAUUAACUGCGAUAAUAGGAGAUUUGGCAAACAUAUUUGGGUGCCUAAUUGGUUUAAAACCUGAAGUCACAGCAAUCACGUUCGUUGCUUUAGGAACCAGCUUACCAGAUUUAUUUGCCAGUAGAGCAGCGGCAACAUUAGAACGAUCGGCUGACAAUGCAGUAGGAAAUGUGACUGGCAGUAAUGCAGUCAAUGUUUUCAUGGGUCUUGGUGUUUCUUGGUCGAUUGCUGCAAUUUAUUGGGCGGCACAGGGCAAAAACUUUGAAGUACAAGCUGGUAGUUUAGUAUUCAGUGUAGUAAUAUAUUCCAUUUGUGCUGUAGUAACAUUAGGACUUUUAAUUGUACGACGUUUUACCGGUAUCUUUGGAAAGGCGGAGCUUGGUGGUCCAACAGGUCCGAAGAUGGCAUGUGGACUAUUUCUUAUCUUCCUAUGGUUCUUUUAUGUUCUCUUGUCAUCGUUACAAAGUUAUGAACACAUUUCGGGAUUCUAAACUUUAUUUUAACAAUAUUAUUUAUAUUAAUAUUAAUUAAUAUUGUUGUAGAAUGUGAUAUUGUCUCAGAGGAUAAUGUUAUUUUAUAUUUAGUUGUUGAUUUGGUGUCCAAACUUAUACAUUUUACCCAAGUGAAAUGAAACACGAGAGCUGAAAUGUCUGAUUUUGACUUCUAAAAUAAAAUUCAAUUAUCAUUUCAUAUUGCUGAUUCCUAUGUUCUGUAAACAUCGGACCACUCGAAUCAUGUUCCAAUGAUAUAUUUUCAUGUCAUUGCGAUUAGUUAUGUUAUAGAAAACUAAGUAUUGUCUAAAAAACAAAUAAAUAUCUCUAAGCAUCUGUCCACCGGAAACAUUAAAUAACAAUCAUUUACAAUGUAAAUUUAAUAUUUAAACUAUCAAUCGUUUGAUAGAUAAAUAAAUGAUUUAUAUAGUUCAUUGUGCUUUAUGUAUUUUUCUGUAUUAUGCGAUAUUUGAUAGUGGAUUUUAAAUACAAUUGACCGACUUCAACCUCAUGACAAUAAGAACCAUAAAUCACCUUAGGUUAUAUUUUAAAUUUAAUGAAGUUAUAUGUUUUCCAAUGCACAUAUCUUUGAGUUUUCAUUAUAAUUUGUCUUUUUAGGGUUCACUUGGUCGGGUAUUGUUCCAAAUAUUAAAGGAAUUUUAAUUUGAAUUGUAACAUUGCUGCUUUAGUACUGUUCUAGUCUACAUUUGAAAAUGUUCAAAAUACAGAUAAUCAAAAACUUCCAUUAAACGUUAGCAAGUGCUAUAAUAUGUUCAGUGCUAUUCGUAUACAUUUACUACAUAUCAUAAAUAUCUCUAAAGUGAACCAAUACUUUUGUUUGAUUCUGAAUUUUGUAAAGACUUCCAAACAAAUCUAACUUCACCCUGCUUCAUCAUAUUGAAUAAAUGGACAUGCCGUUAUACGGUAUUUUGUUUAUUAUAAUUCAUUAAUAAUUAGAAGUCGAUAUACAUAUUUGACCAUGUGUUGGGUUGAUUAGAUAUAGCAUGUAUAUAAAACAAAACACAAAAAAAUAAGACACCGUGUGACUGAAAAUACUACUUAAUUCAAGCAGUUAUCACUUUUAUAUGUUAAGGCAAUUGUAUUUAUAAAAUAUUUUAUUCGUAAAUGUGUGAUCAGAAACAAAUUUUUUUUUAUAUAAAGAUAGUUCAAAUGAGCAAUUGAGUGAGCCAAAAAUAGUUUUAAUGAGCGAUUGAGUAUGCAAGAAAUAAAUCAGUAUGUUUAGUGUUAGUCAAUCACUCGUUACUUUGAUAUAAAUGUUUCCAGUUAUCAAAUUUUUUUUUUUACUUAAUUUUAAUUUAAUUUUUAAAUAAAUUUCUCGUGCAAACAUAUCUUAGAACUUUUCUUAUUUGAAUAUUUGUUUCUGCAGCUCAAUGGGUAUAAGCAUUGAAUGUUUGUAGAAGAAACGGAUGUUUAUACGGUCUUAGAGAAUUACAAUCAGGAUUCUUAUUGUAGAUGGUAAAUAGAUAUUAUACCAAAACAUUAACAUAUAGGUAUUCUAUUUAAUAUAGAAAAUGUAAUUAGAUGUCACCACAUUAAGAAAACAAUAUUGUAUGUAGUAACGAGAGUCCUUUUUUCUUUCUGUCAUUUUAUAGCAUUUGUUUUUUUCACCAAUCUAUGCUAAUAGGAAAAUUAAUUAAUAUUGCUUAUUUAAUGAAAUCUUAGAUACAUAUAUAAAAUACAUUUUUUUCAGGUUUAAAAUUCAUAUAAAUGAAAAAUUAGAAUAUUUAGAUUUGAUGUUUUUUAUUCUACCAGCAUUACUUCCAUUAUCCCUCUGCUCUUAAACGAAAUUGUACAAUUUCUGUUUUUUUUUUUAUUUCAGUUGCACGCUUUCAGAUAUACAUUUCACAUGAGGUUACAAAAUGCAACAUAUUUUAUAAAUAUAGAUUCUUACAUUGAUACCAGUGGAUUAUCGGAUUUAUCCAAUCGAGAUAGUUAAAUUAUCAAUUUUAAAGUCUGAUCCUUGGCGAGGACUUUAAAAUUUAUAAUUUAACUAUCGAGAUUGGAUAAAUCAGAUAAUUCACGAGUAACUAUGUAAGAAUGUGUUUCUCUAAUGAUUAAAAAAUACAUUUUCAUUUUUUGUUAAACCAAAACCCCCUUCGAGUGCCUUCCACAUUUCACAAAAUUGUCAAUUUCAUUAACAUCUGUUAGCAUAUUUUGAGCUGAUAAAGGUUAUGACCCUUAAAUUCAUCCAAUCAUCUUUUGAGAUCACCGGCAACCACACGUUGAUUAAAUUUUUUUUAUACAAUGAGUGCAGAAAGGUAUAAAUUGUCAAAGAAUUAGAGAAAAUAGAAUAUAAUAGUGCCAAAACCCACAAGUCACGAACAGUAUUGCAUUAUAGAUAACAUUAAUAAAUUAUAUUUUUUAAGUUGAUAUAUAAAUUUUCUGUAUUCUAUUUUCCAGUAACUUGUUUGUCUUUUACAUAUUUGUUACGAUUUAUAGAUUCCCUAUUAGUUUUAGUACACGAAACAUAUAUAUAUAUAUAUUAUAUAUAUAUAUAUAUAUAUGUUUUAACCUUGUAGAAUUUUACUUGUAGGGUUUUUUCCACAGUCCCCUUUCUAUAUAGAUGUAUAUACAUUAAUCAGAAAUCCAUGACACUGAAAACCACUAGUUAAGAGAGUGACUUUUCAUUGUUCAACUUGUGUUUAUUUGUUUUGAAUAGACUAUUUUUUAUGAUUAAAGCCAUUCUAUAAAAUUCUUGAGCACGCUUGAAAGACUUAAAGAUUGUUAGCGAUAUUUCCGUUUCUUAAAUACCAAAACACAUUUAAAUGCAAUGUAUGAUAAACAGAGAAAGGAGACUAUGGAGACAACAAAUAUCGCUCAAUGAUUGUAUCGUUAUUAAAAAUUGUUUGGAAGACUCAAAUCUGCAAUAAACUUUCAAAUAAUGGU
Molecule: messenger RNA, 5468 nt
Organism: Mytilus californianus (California mussel)
Lineage: Eukaryota; Metazoa; Mollusca; Bivalvia; Mytilida; Mytilidae
Product: sodium/calcium exchanger 2-like
Exons: 12
Coding region: 114-2561 (815 amino acids)
Biological process (GO): cell communication; transmembrane transport; calcium ion transport
Cellular component (GO): membrane
Molecular function (GO): calcium:sodium antiporter activity
Source: RefSeq, a predicted model, not a curated record